This is a messenger RNA of Drosophila willistoni, 792 nucleotides long. RefSeq names its product glutathione S-transferase 1 (gene GstE11). The transcript is spliced from 3 exons. Gene Ontology annotation, biological process: glutathione metabolic process. Bases 78 to 758 code for a protein of 226 amino acids. The record is from RefSeq and is a predicted model, not a curated record. Lineage: Eukaryota; Metazoa; Arthropoda; Insecta; Diptera; Drosophilidae. Gene Ontology annotation, molecular function: glutathione transferase activity.
UGAUCGACGAUUAGUUGCUUUCCAGAGCUUGACGAAGCAAGUUGAUUUCCAUAAAAUCCAUUUCACCAUAAGACAGAAUGUCGCGCAAACCGGUUCUUUAUUAUGCCCCGCGCAGCCCUCCCUGCCGGUCUGUCCUAUUAACUGCCGCCGCUUUGGAUGUGGAUUUGGAGUUGCGACUGGUUAAUGUUAAGGGUGGGGAGAACCGUACUCCCGAAUUCCUGAAACUGAAUCCCCAACAUACGAUUCCAGUUCUUGAGGACAAUGGCAAUGUGCUGAGCGAUUCCCAUCUAAUCUGCGGCUACUUGGCUGACAAGUAUGGCAACGGGAGCGCCGACUCACUCUAUCCCAAAGAUCCCGCCCAGCGGCGCCUGGUAGACGCCAGCCUCUACUUUGACUGCGGCCAUUUGUUCCCUCGCGUUCGCUUCAUAGUCGAGCCUGUUAUAUACUUUGGCGUUGGUGACAUACCAGAAGACCGCAUCGCUUAUCUGCAGAAGGCCUACGAUGGCCUGGAGCAUUGCCUGGCCACUGGACCUUACCUAACUGGGUCGCAUCUGACCAUUGCGGAUCUCUGCAGCAUUGCCUCGGUAUCGACAGCCCAGGAAUUUGCCCCAAUCGAGGCCGAAAAGUACCCGAAACUUAUCGAUUGGGUCAAACGCUUGCAGGCCUUGCCCUAUUACCAAAAAAACAAUCAAGAGGGACUAGACUUGUUGGUCAAUCUGGUCAAGGGCUUGCUUGCCGAGCGUCAGCAAGGCAAAUAAUCAAUCAAUACAAUAUUUGGCCAUAACUAAUAAA